Liolophura sinensis is the source of this 2673-nucleotide messenger RNA. Its product is annotated as neuronal acetylcholine receptor subunit alpha-5-like. Gene Ontology annotation, biological process: monoatomic ion transmembrane transport. Lineage: Eukaryota; Metazoa; Mollusca; Polyplacophora; Chitonida; Chitonidae. The record is from RefSeq and is a predicted model, not a curated record. The transcript has 9 exons. Gene Ontology annotation, molecular function: transmembrane signaling receptor activity; acetylcholine-gated monoatomic cation-selective channel activity. Bases 198 to 2027 code for a protein of 609 amino acids. Gene Ontology annotation, cellular component: postsynaptic membrane.
GAAUAAUGAUGGCAUUCUAGACCAUGUAAACAUAGCAGAGAGCACGCUGGGAGAACCUAUCAGAGCAGUUGCUCCUGAAGAGACGAGCCGCCUAGUGUGCCAGCCCCGGCUGUUGAGACACGGCAAGGGACACCAAAAUACAAAUUGAGAAACUGCGUGACAAUACCCAAUAUUUCGCUGACUUCUGAUGUGGAAAAAUGGAAGGGAUUAAAUUCUGUCUGUAUGUCGUUCUUCUGUCUGGAAUUGUGACGGCAGCUCAUAACGAAACACAACGGUAUGAAGAACGAGUUCCCGACGAGCAACGACUCUUUCAGGAGAUCAUGGAUGGGUAUGAAAUAGCUGUCAGACCAUCUACCAACACGUCAGGAGUGAUCACUGUGAAAUUUGGGUUAAGACUUAAUCAGAUUAUUGACCUGGACGAAAGGCAUCAGAUUCUGACGACCAGCGUGUUUAUUGACCAGGUAUGGCAGGACCUAAGUCUGUCUUGGAACCCGGAAGAUUUCAACAACUUACAGUCAAUGCGAAUACCAUCCCACAGAGUGUGGCUCCCUGAUACUUUUAUAUACAACAACGCCGAUGGCAGUUCCACAGGGUUCGUUGCCGGUCAGUAUGUGCUGGUUUGUCAUAACGGCAAUGUCAAGUGGCCAGUUCCGGUCAAGCUACACAGCUCUUGCCAAGUGAACAUCAAGUAUUUCCCGUUUGACGACCAAUUUUGUGUUCUCCGAUUCGGUUCCUGGAUCUACAAUGACCAAGCCCUCAGCUUCGUUCCUCUUGAAGAAGAUCAUCCCAUCGAUAUGCAGGCCUAUGUGAACAACAGCGAAUGGGACCUGCUUUCGGCGACGCUCGAGAAGAGCAAGCGCCAGGAAUCGUGUUGCGUCGAGCCGCACACUGACCUCGUGUACAAACUGCACAUUCGCAGGAGGACAUUUUUCUACGUGUUCAACGUUAUCAUUCCGUGUAUCAUGCUGUCUGUCCUUACUCUGCUGACGUUCUGGGUGCCGGCCACAUCAGGGGAGAAGGUCACGUUAGGACUGUCCGUCUUCUUGGCCUUUUCGAUGUUCAUGUUACUGAUAGCCGAGGAGGUGCCUGCAUCCUCCGAAUCAGUGCCGCUUAUUGGUAUCUACCUGUGCUGUGUGAUGACGAUGACGUCAUUCUCGGUGAUAAUGGCCGUGCUGGUAAUUAACUUGUAUCACCGCGGAGUUCGAACCCCUCGAGCACCAGCUUGGCUCCGCUACUUCUGUCUGACGAUACUCUCCACACUUCUAUGUAUUACCCACGACAUCAAGGCUAUCGCAGAGACGAUAACACUGGAUGAAGAAGAGGACGAUGCUGACAGGAAACCAGCGAAGACACGGCAAGGACAAAACACUAAGGGUCGAGGUAAGGACAGUCUCGAUCAGGGCAAUGGUCACGCUCGAAAUGUCCAUCAAGUAGAGGUUCAUCCGAGGAAAGCUUACAGAACAAAUAUCAAACAGAAGAACGUUGGAUGGCUGGGAUAUGACCAUAACCGUGGCAGUCUGGUUGUUACGAGGAAUCUCUCCUCCGUAGGUGCCGCUGCCCAGUGCCCCACUCCUAGCACCAGUAACCACGAAGCCAUAGACACUAUAUUUGAUGUUCCCCAACCGCAAGCUUCCUCUGCCCCUCAUACGGAUUCAGACUCAGACAAGUCUGACGUUGACGAAUCCUGCAACCAUCGCGAUAAGCCCAAUGCCGCGGAGACAACCUGUAGUCAUGACAAGUUUCAUGAUGGCAGCGCUAAUCCGGUUAAAGACGAGGAUCAGGCCCUCUUGACUGAGAGCUCCGCGGAGAAGACAGACACCCCAACCCCGGAAGAGCUUCUCAAGAAGAAGGUGGCCAUUGUGGAGUGGCAAAGGAUCGCGGCCGUCAUUGACCGACUCCAGUUCUGGGUGUUUUUCCUAGGCACCCUCACAGCCUAUCUCAUCAUACUGGUCUUCAUCCCUGGGAACAAGAAGAUUCCCUGGGAUACGGAAGUCUCGCCUCUUCACGCUGUUCUACAUCAAAGCUGAUGCUGACGAACGCACGAUCGAAAGCGAAAGUAAGAUCUCGCCUGUUUACGCCAUUCUUCAUCAAAGCUGAUGUUGAUGAACGCACGACACAAGGUCGAAACUGAAGGUAAGAUAUCGCCCCUUCACGCUGUCACCAAAACUGAGGUUGAUGAACGGUAUCUUGUCCUCUGAAUUCGGCCGAGGGUCUGGAAGUCGACGUAUGCCAGCUCUUUUUGAAUAUAUAUAUAGUUUGCUUUGUUGGAUUUUAAAUCUUUUGCAAAUAUGGUUCAUACAGAGAUUUAUCGUGUUCUACCAUACAAAUUAAUAAGAGUUUACCAUAUCCAUAUACUCACUGGAUUUUAACAUAUUCACGAAUUUCUGGAUUUGUGAAACCGUACCAUAACCUAUAGCCAACUGUAGCAUUAUGAACAGUUGUAUACAGAUAAUAAAAGUGAAAAGUAUACAUCCUUAUCGUCUAUGUAUAUGUACUAUAAACAAUCCCUAUCUCCCAACCUGAGAUAAUACUUACUUAUCUCAAGGUCUCCCACAACCAGUAUUGUUACCAAGCCACUUAUGUCGCACUUUUUCUCAUUAAUUUUGCACAAGUAUCUGUUAAUUAUUUGUUUUGUUUUAUUAUAUUACAAUAAUAAUAAUGACUUACCAAACG